Messenger RNA from Copidosoma floridanum, 592 nucleotides. RefSeq lists its product as uncharacterized. The record is from RefSeq and is a predicted model, not a curated record. NCBI's taxonomy places the organism in Eukaryota, Metazoa, Arthropoda, Insecta, Hymenoptera, Encyrtidae.
GUUCAUUGCCAGGUGGGAAAGCUAUUAAGUAGUUCGCAUUUUGCUUUUUUCUUUUUUUUUGGCAAAGUGUUUCGCUUCGUCUUACAUCCAUACCAAUACGGUGUUUACAACUCUAGUGUAAAAAAGUCGAUCUAACGUAAAGGUAUAAAAUGGCAAGAGUAAGCGGUAUGGUUAUUGUUGUUUCUUUGGCAGUUCUUUUUUGCGCCAACGUUGCUGAUGCCUUUAGCAAAUAUGGCAGGGGAUGCAAGGAUAUCAGCUGCUUCCCGAACGAGGAAUGUGUAAUGGCCAAUAACCCAUGCAUACCGGGUGUCAUAGGUAAAUGUGGUCUCUAUCCAACUUGCCAAAAAAAAAGCCAACCAGAAAAACCUGAAGCAGUGCCAGAAAUACCUCCUGAGCAUCAUAAUUUAUUGAAAAAUUCUGCUAAGACUCACCAUGGCAUAGAUUUGGAAGCUAUCGACGAUUUUGAGCUAGAACUUGACAACUUCAAUCAGAAACAAACGGCGUCUCAGAAGAUGGAGUAAAGAAUUUCGGGUUUAAUCUACAGAAGAGACAUUGCACAACUACUGAUCAUCAACUACUGAUCAUCAGCUGU